UCCAUCUCGGUUGUGCAAUCCAAUUAGCUCUGAGCUUUCUGAUAAGCAACGCGACCAGAUCACCACACACACUGUGUGUGCGACCAGCUGUAGCUGGUGAGCCAUCCCGCCGCGUCUUCCGGACAUCUUCAACUUCUUCGGGAUCGACGAGAAGAAUAAACAUAAUCGAAGAUGUUGACAGCUCACUUGCUGAUGCUCACCUUCAUCUGGACAGUGUCGGUUUCUCCGGGAUCGGCGGUGAAGUUCGUCGUUCCACAGUGUGACCGGACUAUGUUCGAUCGGAAUGUUGAGAACUGCCUGUCGGAUUUCAGCAGGAGCAUGGAAUGGAGUGGCUAUCAGGACCAAUGCCCAUGGCCUACAGUCAAACGGUCUUACAAUGAACUCAAGCACUGCGUGGACGACUGGGCUAAUAAGACGUGGUGUAGGGGGCGGGGCUUCCUGGCAGAUGAAAUCUUCCUGGAGGUCCACCAGUCGUACUUCGCGCUGUGCGGACAGGUCCACGACCCGCCGCUCUUCACGCUCAUCAUGCUGAUCGCUCCAGGGAUCGUCGUCACCUUCUUCCUGCCCCUCCUCUGUGUGCACCUCACCACCUGGAACACGGAGAUGCCCGGCACCCUGGGACUCUGACUCGGCGACCCCUGACCUUUAAACCCAUUCUGGAAGUGGGCCAGGAACACAGUACUGGGUUCCUUUGGGGUAUGAAUUCCAGAAAGCUACAGCCGGCUAAAGGUAACUAAGGUAUGAUUAAACUGUGAAAAUAUGAGUGUAGUUUUGGGAGGACCAUUGGGAUCAUUGGCAUGGGUCAAAAUACUGAGGAAAACUGCACUUCUGAAUCAUCACUAUAUUCAGAACAACAUCACGUCUAUGUUUUGUUACCACUUCCACGAUCAUCUUCAAACCAAUUUACCGAAGAACGACCAAAGUGUUUUCCUCACCUGCCUAUAACCUGCUCACCUUAUUGUCCUUUCUUCAGGUGUCAUGUAAGAUGUGUAUGUUAUUCUCAAAGCUUUAUUUAUUUGUGGUUGUGUGUAAAUAUUUGACAUUCUUUAGAACUGUAUGUCUUGUAUGAUUGAUGCUGUAUUCUGCUUUCAGAUUAGCAAUAAAACU
This is a messenger RNA of Salarias fasciatus (jewelled blenny), 1107 nucleotides long. Its product is annotated as receptor activity-modifying protein 1. The coding region runs from base 172 to 627 and encodes 151 amino acids. Gene Ontology annotation, cellular component: cell surface; membrane; signaling receptor complex. The record is from RefSeq and is a predicted model, not a curated record. Lineage: Eukaryota; Metazoa; Chordata; Actinopteri; Blenniiformes; Blenniidae. Gene Ontology annotation, biological process: cellular response to hormone stimulus; protein localization to plasma membrane; receptor internalization. The transcript has 4 exons. Gene Ontology annotation, molecular function: coreceptor activity.